CGGGAAGUCUGCGAGCUCCCCUGGGAGAAUGGAAAGAGAACCGAUGGCGAUGGAGGAGGCUUCAGCACCGGCCGUCACGAGAUCUGCACUCAGGUGAGUCUCGUCGGCAUUCCUUAAUUGCUGUUAGUUGGCAUCUUUCCUGUCGUUUCGUCUCUGCCUUGCCUGACUGUCCUGAGGACAGCCGGCUAGGCCGCAUGAGCACGACUGCGUCAAGCACGACAGCCGCCAGGGAGUCGGACAGCACCCUUCGGCGCAAGGGCAGCAGCGGAGGCGAAGAUGUGUCGGAUGUCGAGUCGAGGUCUGAUGUGCGGCGGGGCGGCAAGGCGUGGCGAGAGGGCAGGGGGAGGCAUCAGACCACCCUGGCGGAGAUAUUGGCACACCAGGGACGCACCAAUGACUGGGUAGGGAGAAAGGGACGUGGGCUGCUCUGCUUUAGAGCAGCCCGUGCACCUACCUGUGUGUCUGUCUGUGUGUCUGUCUGUUUGUCAGGUGCGGUUCCACAUGGGUCAGUUCCUCCGCGAGUACAUAUCUCACUUCCUCUUCUUCACUCUCGGUACGGCAACAGGCGAAGAGAGAGAUAGAGGAUGGACAGUGGCUGUCUGUCUGUGUGUGUCUGUUGUGACGUAUGUCAGGCCCGCUGUCCCUGCCCCUGCUCCGCCUUGUGUAUGGGUCGUGUCUGGGGCUGUCCAAUCGUGCCUUCAUCCCGCCGUUUGUGUGCGGUGCUGUCGGCCAUGAGCAGACCCCACUGGAGAGGAAAAUCCGCUUCAAGAUGGCCAGGUCACAGUACCUUGACUGGUAUGUAUUGACGGCACACAUACAUACACACAUCGCAUCGAGGCUGGUCUGCCUUCUCGUCCAUCUUGUGUGGUGCCUGCCGGCUUGUUGACCUUCAGGUUUUGUCAGAUGGGGGCGAUCAUUCUGUACAUCAUGUACACGCCUCAUAUACACGUCAGCGCCAUCGAGGUCAGCCCAGCCGGCCAGCAGCGAUCGGAUUCGGGCACAUCCAGCAUAGACAGACAGACAGACAGACACAGACUGUUUGCCUUCUCUUUUUGUGUGUGUGUCGACGUAAUAUAUGUCAUCCAUCGGUCACUGUCACUCUAUCAGGUAUUGUACAUGGUGAUCUGCAUCCAGCUGCGGAUCCUGGUAGUGUCGGUCAAGUACGGCUUCAUGCCCGACUACCAGUGGGCGGCGCGGUCCAUGCAGCCUGUCACCAUCAAGGAGUUCCUCAACGAACUCCUCUUCUAUGGCUGGCUCAACUCGCCACCCGAUGUUGCCAUGGAGCAAGCAAAGGUACACCCACACUCACACACACACGCAUCCACCCACGCAUCUGUGUUCCCCUCACUCAACACGCCCUCGUGUGUGUCUGCGCCUGCAUUUAUCUGUGCAGGAGUCGAUGCAGCGGCUGGGCUUCCCUUCAGGAGCGAUGACGCGUUUCCAGCCCCCCGAGCAUUUGGUUGCGAGCGAGCAGCGGCACGCCUAUGCGCUGCUGGAGCGGCUGGCCAAGAUGCAGCCGACCGACAUAUACUCGAUGAAGCAGGCCGACUACGACAAGAUCUACGCAGAGAGCGACGAAAUGGCCGUCAAACCAGGUAGGAGGUGGGCCAAAUGCAUAUGAAUGGACGGACACUCCGGUAGUACCAAUUGGUACCCUGCCUCCCUCUGUCUGUCCUUAAGCAGAGCAUUGCGGAAAGGCCACUACCAGUGGGCACCACCAGACGACUCACCAGAUGGACGUCGAGAAGGGCCCAGUCUCCUGCCAGAACUUCUCCCCUGACGUGAGCCUCCCAGCCGACAGCGGCGAGGGCGGUGACGUGGUGCAGUACGCCCUGGUGCCGACAGCCAACCUGGUGCAUUUCUUCAUCGUGGAGGCCUCCGGCCACUCUCGAUUCCCCAGCAAGUGGCGGUGGCUGGUGCUGUUCUUCUCGGCCAUCAUCUGUAUGGGGCCCUCCUUCGCGCGCCUGCACGUUGGGAAACCUUUCUUCGGCGGCAGCUGGCAGGCCACGCUGUGCAUCUGCCUCAUCCUGUGGUCAACGGCAUGGAACACCAUGUGGGUGCCGUCCGUAUGUAGAUGUGAUAUAAAUGGGGAGGGUGUGGAUGCGAUGGGUAUCCUGCUGGUGUGGUGUGCGUGUGCAGGUAUAACUAUUUCUUCCUGAUCAUCGCUUAUCGUGAGUUCUCGCGUCGGCGUGACGUAAGCACACACACACACACACAAACAAGCCGCUUGACACGCACUCACCCUUGUGUGUGUGUGUGGGUGUGUGCAGCUCAUGCGGUACUGCGGCUACCUUCUCUGCUCAGAGGGCGUCAGGACUGAGACGCUGCCAAGGAACCUGAGGCUCAUGCCAAGGCAGGCCUACACAUGGCAUGGCGGCAUAGCAAUCAUCGAUUGUCUUUUCCCUCUUUCUCCCAGGUUGGAAUCGUCAGACUCACAGUCGAUUCGCGGCUGGAUGUUUCUGCGGCGGACGCUGCUCGACUGGGGCCGCAAAUUCCAGCUGAGAAUCCAGCUGUACUCGUCCUUCUUCUUCGCCGCCAACCUUAUCCUCAUCCUCUGGCUCGUCUGGGAAAUGCUCGCCGAAGGGGUGAGGAAGGAAGGGAGCGCUCACUGGCCUGGCUAUCAUCUGAUCUGGCAGGCAGUCAGUCAUGUGUCCUCCAUCUGUGUUGUGAAUGUUUGUGACCUUUAGCGUCUGCGUCCCCUGACGGUAGUGGUUGCGGGUGUGCACAACGUGCUGCUGGGUGCGUGCAUGCUGCUGCUCAUAUUCAAGGCCAAGGGCAUCAACGACAUGGCCGCCAUACACUCACUACUCCUCUACGGCCACCAAGUCAGUGAGACUUCACACAUACACAUAAACAAAAGCAGAGAGAGAUACCGUCGCACGCCCUUUCCUCUCCCUCUCUGUGUGUGUGUGUGUGUGUGUCAUGGGUGUCAGGAGCGUGUGACGUCCAUCCUCACGCGCCACGUGUUCGGCAUCGAGGCCCGCCAGCAAGACGCCAUGGCGGCCGAAGACGACGAGUACAACUACACUCACGACAACAAUGACACCAACGAGACAGCCACCGACCCCGCCACAUCGCCCCCCACCUCCCCGCAGCCGCGGCCCUCUGAGGUCCCGCACGCGCACAUCGAAUCAAUGCCAUCUGACCCCUCCCUCCCACCCAUCAUCGUCGGCAAGAGAAACACCGGUCGUGUGCAGCGGUGGGACAGCCGGUCUGCUGCUGGUGGUGGCAGUGGCAGUGGUAAUGGUAAUGGUAAUGGUGGUGGCGGUGGGCUGGACGACACGACGGUGCUGCACCACCUCUACUUGGCUUUGGAGAGGAUAAAGCUGGUCGCAGAGCAGAUCAAGAUAGAGCAUGCGAGGGAGCCCAUCACGCUGCUGGGGUUCCGGGCGGGCCCUGACCUUCUCCGUGUCAGCAUCGCCAUCCCUAUCUUUGGUAAGAACGCUCAGGGACCGAAGAUGCCCGAUGGAUCCAUCACCGCUGUCUGCCUGUCUGUCUGUCUGUCUGGGUCAUGUCAGGUCUGUCUGUCUUGAGCCAGUACUUCUCGAGAAGCUGAUCGGCUGACCACCGACACCUGCAACGCCUUUUCUUCGUUUCGUCACUUUUUGUGGUCGUACACUCACUUACUCUAGCUAACGCUGUGGAGGUCCAUGCUUGGUGCGCGUGUGGGUGUGGCCCAUGGGUGCCGGCAUAAGUACCACCACAAGACGGACACGUGGUCAGUUGGCAAGUGAGUGAGACUUCAAGAGGUUUAUCUUUCUGCUGACAUACUGACCGUCUUGUGUGUGUACUUGUCGGAGCCCAUCAGCACUAGAACCUCUGGUGCGCAAUGCAAUACGUAGCCAUGCCACGACUGACUUGUGGUGUGAGUGAGUGAGUGAGUGAGUGGGUCGGUGUGAUCGAUGUCAUUGAUUCCUUCAUGCCAUGUGCAGAGAGAGAGAUGUACACUCACUACACGGAAAAUGGCCUGGCCUGCCUGUCGACCUGUCGGCAUAGGUGCACGCGUGUACGUCAGUCAUGUCAGAUGUGAGACGUGUGUGAGUGAGACGUGUGAGAGCGACGCCUUUUUUGGCGGGCCUGACUGACUUGGAGAGGCACAGAAGUGAGGGCUUUGGCUGGGGCUUUGGUUGGUUGGGUGCUAUAGGUAUGUCACUCGUUCAGUCGCUGUUGAAUCAUCGUCCGUGUAUGCGGAGUCAAGCGUCCAAGAGAGCAACGGGACCACCAGAUAUAAAAUGUACGCAGCGAUGCACCCAAC
Vitrella brassicaformis is the source of this 4255-nucleotide messenger RNA. The record is from the annotation of a GenBank genome assembly. Lineage: Eukaryota; Vitrellaceae.